This is a messenger RNA of Striga hermonthica, 1575 nucleotides long. The record is from the annotation of a GenBank genome assembly. Lineage: Eukaryota; Viridiplantae; Streptophyta; Magnoliopsida; Lamiales; Orobanchaceae.
AUGGCCAGAUUUCAAUCGUCAAUCUUCCGCCUGCCGCUGCUGUCAUCUCCACCUUCGUCCGGUGAAGCUGAAGCAGAGGGCAUUGCAGACGGCGAAAAGCAAGCCGGCGUUUGUGCCCAAAACAAUCUCCUAAUUUCCCUUCCGGAAGAUCUGCUCUUGAAGAUCAUGUUGAGCCUUUCUGCUGAAGACAUUUUGUUGAGUAUAUUUUUGGGCAUGUGGGCAAGUCUCGUCUGCCGGAGGUUGUACUACCACACGAUCCGCUCCGAAGAAUUCGUAAACCUCCACCUCCGGCAGCAAACUGACGAAUACGGCUUAUUGUUCAAAUUCAUUAAUGUUGAUCAACAUUCCUCCCAACGCAAGAAAACCGCAAUGGCGAAAUUUUCAUCAUCAAUCUUCCGCCGCCCUUGGUCGGCCGAAAUUGAAGCUGAGGACGAGAAGCAAGCAGUCCCUUGUGCCCAAAACAAUCUCCUAAUUUCCCUUCCCGAUGAUCUGCUCUUCAAGAUCCUGUUUAACCUCUCUGCUCAAGACAUUUACACGGCAAGUCUCGCCUGCCGGAGCUUGUACUGCCGCACGAUCCUCUCCGACAAAUUCGUAAACCUCCAUCUCCAAAAAACUGACGAAUACGGCCUCUUCUUCCGAUAUGCCCCAACAUAUGAUUAUCAACAUCUCUCUCAGCACGCGGUUUUCGUGUCUAUGAAACAGGGCCGUGUCACGGUAUCCAACUACUACGCGUACAAAUUCAGAUAUGGGUUAGAGACUAGCUGCAACGACCACAUCAUCGAGGACACCGAAGCCUUGCCCCAAGUCCACGUGGCCAACCCUGUCACGGGACGAACCUUCCAACUCCCUCCGCUCCCCGAAAAUGCAGAGCGUAUAUGUUAUUCCGUGGGAUACGCGGAGGCCUCAAAGGCGUACAAGGUGGCCUUGUUAUACAGUGAUUGGAGAAGCAGCGCGAGGUGGAGAAAGGGCGCGAGGUGGGCCAUGUUGACCGUGGGUGUCGACAAGUCAUGGAGGUAUCUAGUAACCGACCAUAUGACUGAGUAUACCAUCGGCAGCGUGUUGGUGACAGAGGGUUUUAUUCAUUCGAUUUCUUAUUCGAUUUAUGGGUACACUGUCCUCACGCUGAAUGUGGAGACGGAGGUUGUGAUGGAGAUGCGGGCCCCAUUCCCCGUGGAUAGUCUCAGUCUCAUGUACUGGUACCUGUCAACGGGGAAGUCCCUCACUGUAGUGCAUCAAGUUGAGAAUGGCGUGUUUCGAGUUUGGGAGAUGGUGUUGGGGGAGUAUUAUUCUUAUUAUUGGAGGGAAUGGGAACGUCAGAUUGUGUUGGGAAGUGAAUUUCAUGAUUUGUUUCAUAUUCAGCCGGUCGGUUGGUUGCAGCAGAUGGAGGUGUUGGUGUUCAAAGGAUCGUCCAGAAACGAGCCUUGCUUUUUUUUCUACGUGGUUAUUGCUACCGGGGAAUUUGGAUGGAUCAACCCCAUAUCAAGUAACAAAGAAUGGUUGGCCGGGGAAUUUUAUACGAUUCUUGGCUCAGUUUUGCCUCACAAAACACCUUUGUCAACCCAUUUACUGUCUUAA